Formica exsecta is the source of this 3896-nucleotide messenger RNA. It is a transcript of the gene DIP-eta, whose product is annotated as neurotrimin. NCBI's taxonomy places the organism in Eukaryota, Metazoa, Arthropoda, Insecta, Hymenoptera, Formicidae. The coding region runs from base 717 to 2003 and encodes 428 amino acids. The record is from RefSeq and is a predicted model, not a curated record. The transcript is spliced from 10 exons. Gene Ontology annotation, cellular component: neuron projection.
UGUAGGAUAUGCACUGUGAUGUUAUAUUAAUGCGAAUUAAGAAGUAAAAUAAAAUGAUUUGUUUAUGUACAACGUCACAUUCCGAGAGAUAUGGGAUUCAACGGAAUGAUGUUUAAUUAAACGUAACUUGGCAAUUCGCAAGCUGCUCGACUCGUCGAACCAAGAAUGGGAAUAAUGCAAGGUAUGAAUAGAGAUUGGACCGAAGAAAGGAAAUUCUCUCUCUCUCUUUCUCUUUCUCUCUCUCUCUCUAUCUCUGCAGAUUGUUAGAUUAUAAAUUAAAACAUUUGGGAAUCAAAGAGAUUACUAUACCCAGGGAACGCCUUCCGUAUAAUAUCUCUUACGUAAUUUACUCUCCCAUUACAGAGUUUGAUUUAAAGAAAUGAUUAACAUACAGGAAUUUAUUUAAUCUCUUCAUUUACGAUCGAGCGAGAGCAAUUAUUUCGACUGUUUCAAGUAUUUCCUGUCGGGAUGCCGUUCCUCGACACUCCAAAUUAGUAAUUGCACUUCAACAUUGCGUGUCACUCCGAUGAGAAUCAUUCGUUUGCCGCCAGUAUUAUUUCAUUUGUACAAGAUCCAGAUUUUUUUCUCGAUUACACGUCAAAUUUAGUAUAAUAGAUGAUCUGCGCGAGAUUUAUAAUGCGUUUUCUCGACCGAAUAAUUUCACGAUGGCACAUCGCAAGUCAGUCGCCGACAGAAUUGAGGAUUUUAGAUAGCACAUGAAAUCGGAGACGUGGAGCUUUCGGGUCGUCGGACAUAGUCGGUAUAAUAUACACCAGCUUCGAAUCCUCGGCGGGGAUGGUUGUUGCACAGGGAGAGGACUGAAACGGACGAGGAACGAACAGAAGCAGGCAGAUCCUAACUUUAAGGAGCCAAUAACCAAUGUAACUGCACCAGUGGGAAGAGAAGCCAUCCUGUCCUGCGUUGUUCAAGAUCUCGCCGGAUAUAAGGUGGCAUGGUUGCGUGUCGACACGCAGACUAUUUUGACGAUAGCGAGCCACGUGAUCACGAAGAAUCACAGGAUCGCGGUUUCUCACAGCGACCACCGAACGUGGUUUCUUCACAUACGGGAAGUGCGAGAGUCCGAUAGAGGCUGGUACAUGUGUCAGAUAAAUACGGAUCCUAUGAAGAGCCAGAUCGGUUAUCUCGAGGUGGUCGUGCCACCCGACAUCCUGGACUAUGAUACCAGCACGGACAUGGUGGUGAUGGAGGGGCGGAACGUGACCCUGCGUUGCGCCGCGACCGGCUCUCCGGCGCCUAACAUCACCUGGCGACGCGAGGACGGUCAGCAAAUUCAGCUCGGGAACGGGGAGGAAGUUUCGAGUGUGGAUGGCUCGAGUUUCAAUAUUACAAAAGUAAAUCGGCUACAUAUGGGUUCCUAUUUAUGCAUCGCAUCCAAUGGCGUGCCACCUUCUGUCAGUAAAAGAAUAAUGCUUACUGUGCAUUUUCCACCAAUGAUUUGGGUUCAGAAUCAAUUAGUUGGUGUCCGCGAAGGUCAGAAGCUGACUCUCGAAUGCUACUCAGAAGCAUUUCCGAAAUCUAUCAAUUAUUGGACCAGAGAUCAGGACAAGAUUGUAGCGCAAGGAGGAAAAUACGAGCCAGUGCUGAAAGAUAACGCGUACAAGGUACACAUGAUACUGACGAUAAACACCGUCAGUCCGGCGGAUUACGGCUCGUACAAAUGUGUCUCUAGAAAUUCGCUGGGCGACACUGACGGCAGCAUUAAAGUCUAUCCAAUAUCGAACUCCACUUCCAACGACAGCAACACCAAGCACAAAGGUAAACCAAGGCAUAAUUCAGGGAACGAUAUCCUGGGUGGAAAUCAAGAUAUGCUAAAAGAGCCAGAUUCGAAACUACGAAAUCGUAAGGAGAACGGAGGGGACAUAACGGAUUAUGAUGACUCCAGCGCCAACAGCAACGGUAGCUCGUUGCUCUUGUUGAUCCUCGUCGCGCUGUGCCUCUGUCUCCAUCAUCAUCCGCAGAUGCGUACGUUGCAUCCGGCCUGAGAUCUACCCGCGACAGCGCUGCACGCUAUCACACACGUACUUCGAUCAUCGAAACAUAUGACUUUGUACAUCCACUUGUAAAUUCAUCGCUCAGGGACUUCAGUCGAGGAUGAAUAUCGUCGAGGACUGCGUUGACCAUACUACACUUUAAACUUAAACGAUAAGAUAAUAAUACUGUAAGUAGCAUUAGUGGCGUCUCCGCAACUCGCGUAGUUCGCUAAGGGAGGAUUACGACUUAAGAAACGGUCAUUGCGGACAAUUUCGGGCCCGGAAUUGAGUGCGCAAAUCUACCCUAUGUGCCCGGUAAUCAUGUUCAACGUUGCGGAACUCUUACUCUUUAUUUAUCUUGGUGUUGCGGAUUAGCAGUACCGCAGAGAUAACUGAAAUAUCUAUAAAUUUUGAACAUUAUAACAACCGUGAUAAAGAAACGACUAAUUUUCGAAAAGAAUAUGCGAGUUAAAUAUUUUGAUUACCCUUAAUUAUUUUUUAACACAAUUUUUUUUUUUUUUAAAAGAAGAGCUCUUAUUUUUGAUCGUUAUCAAUAAUUUCAUUUGUUUAUGUGCACUAUGAAAAUAAUAUUCUACGCAACUGUGAGAUAACUUUUUACAUACAUCUAAUAAUUUCUCUAUGAAAUAACGUAUAAGAAAAAAAAAAAUCUUUUUUAUCGAUCAAGAAAGUACGAAUUUGCACUACAAAAUCCGGUAAUGAUCAAUCCUGACAACGAGCAAUAAGCGCAAAGUCUUAUUGAGAAGAAAUAAAUUUCUAUGAAGAAACACGUCUACGAAAGACGGACAGUUGGCAGUGUUUUGUGUCAUUUUUAAUUGGCUAUCGGACGUCUAUUACGAAUCGAUGGCCGAACGAUGCGACAAUGUGACGAUGCGGCUACAUCGAUUGAAGGAGAAGGUAGCUUACACGUUUAUUAGAGACUAUGGCAGUGCUAACCAAUUCAAGUAAAGAAUGAACGUCUCAAUUAGACAGACUCAAACUUCUUUCGAACUGCCAAUCUUUCUCGACAAAUCUAAAAGCGUAUCGAAUAUUUUAGAAAUAUACUUCACACACGGCAUAAAUAGAGAAAUCAAAUACUAUAUAAAAGUUUUUAAUUAUGUUUUGUAUUUAUUUAUCACGAGCAAAUUCAAGCGAUUAAGAAUAUAUAUUAAAAUUUUCAAUUUGAUCUCUCUUCAUGAAGAGCAUGAAUACUUUUCAAUACUACGAAGAUGGCAAACUUUCUUCUAUGCUACUUUUUCUUUCUCUCUUUUUCUCUUGCUUGCUUUCUCUAUAUAGUUUCAAGCAAUGUUUUAUUCUUUUAAAUGAGCCGGUACAAUUUUUUUUUCUUUAAAAACGUAAGCCUGUAAAAGUUGACUGCGCGAUUUAUCUCGUUUUAUUCAAUAGAUAGCCGUCUUCUCUAACGAGUUAUUAAAGUUGCAUCAAUACAGUGACAUCGGUCGGCAUCAUUUUAAAUGAUUCUUUGUAACUCCUGAAUUUUGAUUAAAAAAGAUUAUCAUGUGCAUAAAGUAGCUAGCAUUAAUUUCAUAGAAUAUACGAGGCGUAUUAUAUUAAUCGCCAUCGCUUGAGGACUCGCACCAAAAGGAAAUCCUCGACGGACAUCCUGGAUUGUUCAUUAGAAUUUGUACCGGGAAGGACGUUUGUGUUAGCUGAAAUCUGUUCUAUAAUAACUCUCUGUAUAGUAUGAUAUUAUGUAUAGUAUCAGUAUAAUUACUGAUAUAUGUACUAUAUAUAUAGACACAGUAUAAAUGUAACGAUGCCACAUCGGCGUUCCUCGAAUUUUUCAGCGAAACUAUUAAAUUAAUAAUUUCUCCCAUCUUUGCAUAAAAUUUUGCUUAAGUAGUCCUUAAGCAGGAUUAUCAAUUUUAUAAUUAUUUUAUUUAAAUUUUC